AUGCUAAAGAAGAAUGACAAUUUUAACUCAUUUUACGAAUGUAGGAAAAAUGAAAAUGAGGUAAGCAAGCUAUCUGUGGGUGGAUUGCGUAGGACCGCUGGUUGCGGGGUGGAGGAAAGGGACACCACGCUCCAUAAGGGGGCCGCCAUAAAUGAUCACCCCGCUGGUGGAGAAAAGGAUGCAGUGCAGUCAUUUGGCAACACGCGCCACAGUCAUAACGUAGGAAAUAACUUCAUUCGAGGGGAGGCUCAGAAUGGUGGUAAUGGCCCAAAUGACGAGGUGGCGACGUCUGGAAGUGAGCUGCAAGAAGAGGAGGAAGAGGAAGAAGGAGAAGAUGACGAAGAAGAGGAAGACGAGGAAGACGAGGAAGACGGGGAAGAUUCGAGUUGCAUAGAAUGCGUCUCAAAUGAUGACAAUUCGUAUUACUCCCUCUACGAGGGGUAUAAAACGAAUUACAUAAUCGAAUCCCUCUUUGAUAAGAACUCAUUUGUAUACUUCCUGGUUCCGUUUAAUAAAUACAGCUACACAAAUUAUUACACGAAUUGGAACAAGCUAAGUUUUCGCAUGUACGCUUCCCUAAAUUGUGUGCAAGAGAGGCCUGUUAAAAGAAAGAGGAAAAUAAACUACGUCGGGAGGUGCAGAAGUGAUAGCAAUGCUAGUGAGGUGGGUAUGUUGGAGGGGGCACUUACUACAUUGGCGGAUCAGGAAAGAGGGAGAAGCGCCUUCCAAAGAAGUGUGAACAGCGGUUCCCCCUCGCGUGACGUCCGGAAGCAUAAUGGAAAAGCAGCCAAUAGCGAGGUUGGAUCUCCUCUGAGUGGGCAACUUGCCCUACAAACCAGUGACCACUACAGUGAGGCGGAGGACGUGAAUUUUAGGAACCCCCUUAUCUGGAUGAUGAAUAAUUUUUUGUACUUCCUCCUGUUAAGUGAGUUUUUCACCUUUAACGAGAUAAUCAAGUUAAUGCCCCUGUGCAAGUGUUCCUACGAAAUCUUUAAUCGAUUCUUUUACGUCAAUGUGCAUGUGAAUCCGUUCAGACAGAAUGUCAAAGACAUUAUACGAUUUUUAAAUGAGAAUAAAGAGUACCAGUUUUAUAUUCUGAAGGGGUCGAACUGUGUGGAGGACAAUUGGGAGAGUCCCCUCGACCAGAAAAGGGAGCUACUCACUUGCGAGUCCAUCAUCGGUGGGAUUCAUGACAACCUUCAGGAGGGUUCCUCAAACGGGGGGCAAAACUUAAGCACAGAAGAACUCACUUUAAAGAAAGGAGGAAAACUCAGCGGUGGAAAUUCGGAUGGACAACAUGGGGUACCCUCCCCUGGUGAUUUCUCCACCAACAGAGAAAUGGAAGAGAACUCUGCAGGGAAUAACCCCAUGGGAAGUGAAAACUCAACAAAGGAAGGAACAACCCCGUCCGGGGAUACACACCAGAGUAGUAGUAACCCCCCGGAGAAAGCAAAGAAGAGUGUAAAAAAUGGAGAAAAGAUACUUCACACAAAUAAUAUUAUGAACAUGAGGUACUUGUUCAGUUUGUAUGAAUUCAUCCGAAUUUAUUUAAGCAAAGAGAACAGAGAGGGGGUAACUUUCUGCACCUCUGAUGAGAAAUUUAAACGUAGCUCCAACAGAAGGAGGGACGUUUUCUACGACGAUGUUUUUCCCUAUGGCAAUAAAAUCACCUCCUUUGAAUAUAAAAUAAAAUUAAAGAAACAUGUACAGAGAAGAUGGAACUUGAAAAGCAACUACGUGCAUGAGAAUUAUUUUGUGCACAAAACGAGGGGGUCAAAUGGUCAGCACAGAGGUUUACUAAAAUUGAUUCACAACAGGCAGAGUCAGUUGUACCCCUCGUUUAGUUCCUUCCUUUCUAUGGACAGGUGUGGGUGUGUAAAUUUGUGGAAGGUUAACGAUGUGAAUUCGUUACUUCCAACACCUUUGCUGGAGGCGCAGCUGACAUUGGGGGGGAAGGAUGCCCUCGCCCCCAGGGAUGCGGUGAACCUCAGGGAUGACACCUUCUUGGUGGCCGACGAGUCGGCGAUAUAUUUCUUCUCGUUGGAAGGAACGAACCCCAUAUCGGCCAAGCGAAUCGCGCAGCUCGAUGGGCAGCAACUGAGCGAAGGAGGAAAAGUAAAAAACGUAGUGAUGAGUGACAAGGGGAAAUGCAGCGUGGGCCUUAACCAAGCCAUAUGCUACCGAAUAGACCUGGAGAGUGGAGCAGUCGAAAGCGACAAACGGCUGAUGGAAGAUUUGAAGAAAAUUGUCUGCUUCGAUUACAACACCAACAUUGUUAUGAGCAAAAAGAACAUCCUCAUUGAUGAUAGGAGAAUGUCCAGCUACGUGUCUUAUGUGAAUUACAAUCUAAUCGAUUACGAUAAUGAUAAGAAAUAUUUUAACAGUGAAAAUUAUUUCCAUGAUUUGAGUCUAACUGGGAUAUCACUAACUUCACUAAAUUCGAACAACUCCAUUUUUUUAUUUGACCUGAGGUAUAAAUACCCCUCCACGUGUCUGCAUUACGAGAGUGCCAUCACAGAGACGCACAGUUCUCGUCAGAAUGAGAAGAUCCUUUAUUUGUUCAAUUUGAAAAGAAAUUAUAACUCCAGGUUCUACUGCAGUAAUAAGAGGUACUGUGGUUUCCACGACAACGUCAUUUUGAAUCCGUUGGUGACGCAGAAGAAGGAGGAAGCAAAUCAGGGCGAGGAAAAUUUCGUAAAAGAUAAAAUCCUUUCCGAUGAGUCAUUCAUUUAUACUAUUAUAAAAGAGAGAAGAGACAGAGAAAUCGAGGGGUGUAACUUCCCUACUUCCUUUGUGAACAUGUGGCGAUGGUGUGAUAAAAGACAAUUUAAAACCUUUUUUCAUUACCAUGAAGACAUAACCGCUGGAAGGAGGAAUUAUUCCGACAUGUUCGUUUCAUCCCCAUCGGAGAAGGCAUCAUCAUCGUAUGUCAAUGCGGAAUGUAGUGGCGCAUCCAACUUGGGAGCCGACUUUUCUUCCUCUGGGGAGGCCUCGGAGGCCAGUGCAGGACAGUAUUACUACAGAACGCUCAUUUUUGAUCAAAUUUACAAAUUUGUGGACACUCCAAAUCAUUUAUUCUUGACCUAUGAACAUUCGAACUAUGUUCACUCCCUGUUGUCUCCUUCGCAUGGACUCGAGAUGAAGAGCUCCCUGAAGGAGGUCCCUUUUUUCAUGCAUCCCACCAAUUUGUGA
This is a messenger RNA of Plasmodium inui San Antonio 1, 3192 nucleotides long. RefSeq lists its product as hypothetical. The record is from RefSeq and is a predicted model, not a curated record. The coding region runs from base 1 to 3192 and encodes 1063 amino acids. NCBI's taxonomy places the organism in Eukaryota, Apicomplexa, Aconoidasida, Haemosporida, Plasmodiidae. The transcript is spliced from 2 exons.